GAAACGAGCGGGAUUUUCAGGAGAGAACUGCAGUCUUCUUUGUCGCUCCCUUGUCAGUCGUCGGUGAGAAUGACACUAUCGAUCUCGUAUCUUGCUUUUUUUUCUUUUUUGCCUCUUUGAGGGGUUGGUGGUGUGUUUUGUGUGUCCAUUCCAGGUCCACUCCCAGCUAUGUGAGGGAGUAUAAAGAAUGCGAGAUCGCCCGGCUGAAUUGUCGAAAUCAUCACUCUCAUUCAUCAUUCCUUUUCUUGAGAACAAUCUCUCUUCUUUUCUAGGUGCUGGUUCACUUGAUUCAAUUGCCUUGACGGUCCUUUUUUAUCUACAUCUAAUUUGUCUUAUACCCAUCUUUACCAACCCCCAACCCGACCACCAAAACAAACCGCAAAAAUGAAGACCACCUUCUUGACCAACGCCCUCAUUGCCCUCUCUCUCCCCUUCAUGGUAUCUUCGGCUCCCACUGUCGUCCCCCGAAGCACCGAAAUCACCGCUAAACAAAUCACCACCAUCGCUCCUCAAUCUUCGUCUUGCGCCAACGCCCCCGCCCAGGGCCAAUGUGCUACCGCUGCUCAGGCAGCCAAGCACAUUAACAACUCAUUCAAGACCUACAAGGUUACCAAUGCUGCUGAGCAAGCCGCUCUCAUUAGUUUGAUGGCGCUCGAGAGUGGCCAAUUCAAGUAUAACAAGAACCAGGGUGGAAAUCCCGGCCAAGGAACUCGAAACAUGCAAUCAGCAGCCUUCAAUACCAAAUACGCCUCCUCCCUCUCCGGUCUCUCCAGUAAGCUGAGUGGCGUUUCUUCGGAUCCCAACCAGGUGCUGGAGCUGUUGCUCAGUAAUGAGGAUUAUGACUUUGGGUCUGCUGCUUGGUUCCUCACCACGCAGUGUUCUAAGAGUGUGCGGUCCUCGUUGCAGGCUGGAACUGAAGCUGGAUGGGAGCAGUAUAUUACCGGCUGUGUGGGCACGACUGUUACUUCUGAUCGCAAGCAGUUCUGGCAGCGGGCCAUGAAAGCGCUGGGAGUUAACUAGAUCGAAAUUUUGAUUCAUCUGCAUAACUUCGUCUCUUGCAUCAAUUAAAAAAAAUAAAUAGCAAUUCUUCAUCUAUAACACUCCCUUGGUGCUGA
Aspergillus wentii DTO 134E9 is the source of this 1115-nucleotide messenger RNA. RefSeq lists its product as uncharacterized. The record is from RefSeq and is a predicted model, not a curated record. The transcript has 3 exons. NCBI's taxonomy places the organism in Eukaryota, Fungi, Ascomycota, Eurotiomycetes, Eurotiales, Aspergillaceae. The coding region runs from base 385 to 1020 and encodes 211 amino acids.